Sarcophilus harrisii (Tasmanian devil) is the source of this 5495-nucleotide messenger RNA. RefSeq names its product leucine rich repeat containing 28 (gene LRRC28). Gene Ontology annotation, molecular function: protein binding. Bases 144 to 1247 code for a protein of 367 amino acids. The transcript has 10 exons. NCBI's taxonomy places the organism in Eukaryota, Metazoa, Chordata, Mammalia, Dasyuromorphia, Dasyuridae. The record is from RefSeq and is a predicted model, not a curated record.
CCCCUUCCCCUCCCCGCCUCCCUAGCUGAGGGGAGCUCAGCCUCGUCUCGGGGAGAGCCUGGGGCCGUGGGCUCCGGCCAGGAGUGGAUAUCGUAUUUUACAAGAUGUAGUGCUGUAAUGUGGCUGAUGGGACAGGUUCAGUCAUGGCAUCAGAACUUUGUAAGACAAUCUCUGUGGCGAAGCUGGAAAAGCACAAGAAUUUGUUCUUAAAUUACAGGAAUCUACACCAUUUUCCAAUGGAAUUACUGAAAGAUGAGGGCCUGCAGUACUUGGAAAGACUGUAUAUGAAAAGAAACUCCCUAACAACCUUGCCAGAGGAUCUUGCUCAGAAGCUCCCAAACCUUGUGGAAUUGUAUCUUCAUUCAAAUAAUAUAGUUGUUGUACCUGAAGCUAUUGGUUCCCUUGUAAAGCUCCAGUGUCUGGAUCUGAGUGACAAUGCUUUGGAAAUUGUUUGCCCAGAGAUUGGUCGUCUAAGGUCCUUACGUCACCUUCGAUUAGCUAAUAACCAACUAAAAUUUUUACCUCCAGAGGUUGGAGAUUUAAAGGAGCUGCAGACGCUAGACAUUUCUACCAAUCGUUUACUAACUUUACCGGAGAGGCUUCAUAUGUGCCUUUCUCUGCAGUAUCUAACUGUGGAUCGAAAUCAUUUAUGGUGUGUACCUCGUCAUCUUUGCCAACUUCCUAGCCUCAAUGAACUCUCCAUGGCCGGAAAUCGUCUUGCAUUUUUGCCACUUGAUUUAGGUCGAUCUCGAGAACUACAAUAUGUAUAUGUGGAUAACAACAUUCACCUGAAAGGCCUGCCUUCCUAUUUGUAUAAUAAGGUCAUCGGUUGCAGUGGCUGUGGCUCUCCCAUUCAAGUUUCAGAGGUGAAGCUGCUUUCAUUCUCAUCAGGGCAAUUAACUGUUUUCCUCCCAGCGGAGGUUAAGUCUAUAGGGACAGAAACUGAUCAUGUCCUGCCUCUGCAAGAAUUAGCCAUGAGAAGUCUGUAUAACACCUACUACAAGUUAAUAAAAGAUUUAAACUUCCUGUCUCCAAUCUCAUUACCCAAAAGUCUCCUGGAGCUGCUACACUGCCCUUUGGGACAUUGUCACCGUUGUAGUGAGCCAAUGUUUACUAUUGUCUACCCAAAGCUUUUUCCCCUGAGAGAGACACCAAUGGCGGGGCUGCACCAGGGGAGGACAACUGUGAGUUUUGUAGCUUACUGCUGCUCCACCCAGUGUCUUCAGACUUUUGACCUACUGAGUUGAUAAACACUAAAAACUACUCAGGAGUGUUGCCAGCUUAAAGUUGUAUUAGACUGCAUAUCCCAUUGGAUACUGGAAUACUGUUUAUGUGCCAAAGCAGCAGAAGUGCCCAGUCAGGAACACUAAUAGGCACUUAAAUCUUACCCUAUCAAAUUUGGAUGAACUGCAGAAAUCUUUUGGAAAUGUAAUGAUCGAGCUUUAGAGGUAGAAUGCAUUCAACCCUCCCCCAAGUUGGAAUAUAAUCCAAAAAAUUUUAAGGAGCUUUGGUCUCCAGUGUUUUUCUUUUUAUGUAAGUGUGUCUUUUAUGUAAGCUAUUUAGUUUGAAGCGUCUCCCUGAAUCUAAUUUAAAGCAAGUUUCAGUUCCCUGAAGAACUGCAAUUUGAUAAUAUAAUGAAAUUAACAUUUAAACACACAUACUUCCAGUGAUAUGCUUUAUCUUCUCUUCUCUAUGUUUCCCCAGAGAAAAACUGCCAUGAUUCCCUCUAACAGUAACUUUGUCAGUGUCCCUCAACUCUUUCUUAUCACAUUUUAAAGAACCUCUCUGCCUCAUUAGGAAAUGGGUUUGUGGUGAGACCUACACAAAUAGCCUGCUUCUCAAGCUCACCAGGCAACCGAUCAUUUAGCCUGUAGAAAGUCAUGACUUUGUUUUUAAUUGUGCAAGUUUAUUAAUAAGAGCCUUAAGCUUGCCCUUUUUUGUGACAGAAGUUCUUUGUACAGAAAAUGCUGAUAAUGAAUGCACGUUUUAAUGUUAGAAAACAGCCUGUUUGCAUAUAAAAUAUUCUUAGAAUACUGGAUGAGAUUCCUAGAGUUUUGAGGAAUCUUUGAGUCUUAAAAGCAUUAGAUCCCACAAUCUCUAGAUUUAAACUUUUUAAUGAACUGUGAAAGGAAAAGAUGGCCAUACAAAUACAUGGCAUUCAAUGAUCUUUUUUUGUGUGAUUCAUGGUUAAAUUUGAUCAGUUUGGCUUGUUUUUGUUACAUGAGAGUAAUAGGCUUCAACCUACAUAUAACUUUCUCUAAUAAUUUAAAACUAAAAAAUAUAUGCAGUAUGAUUUUCUAUAUUGUCUUAUGGAAUAUAUUUUAAUAUAUUUUAAAUUCCUAAUUUUUAUACAUAUCUUUGUUUUUAAAACACCACAGGGAAAGUACAAAAUCUGCAGUUUGAUUUUACAGAAAGAUUAUUAACUGGUAAUCCUUAAGAAUAUAUCUUGGCUACAAGAAAAGUCCUCUUAUACCACACAUCUCUGUUCUUCUUUGGAAGUGUGGUGGCAUUUUAAAAGUGUCUUUGCUGCCAGAUGUGCAUUUUGAUUACUGUAAAAAGUAUUUUAUUCUGCAGUUUUCAAAAGGCUGAAAUGGAAGGUCAGAUUUUAAGUACUAACAAUAGGCACUUACAUUUAAAUGGCCAUCUUAAUUUUCAAAGUAUCUAGGAUUUUAUUUGGUUUAUGAAAUUUUAUUAAUUGUCCUAUAUUUGAAAUGCUAGGUUUUAAAAGUGCUGAAAUCCUACACAGUUACUGACAAAUGUGUGAUCUUUUCACAAUAACACCACCUGCUCUUCAGAAAGCACUUUGGAAUGGUGAAGGCAAAAAGAAGCCUGACAUGUGUGUUCCAACUUUAUUUGCACUAUUCUUACUUUCCUUUUCCUUUUCAUAACUUGGUCUUUUUAGCUUUGGUAUUUCAAAAGCAUAGAGUACAAUAGAUCUGAAGAUCAGUACUAAACUAUGGCAGGUGUCCUGGACACUUCUUCAGGAACAAUUGAGGCUGUGGAUGUAACCUGUUACAUGUACAUAUGUUAGUGGGAGAAAAAUAUGGCGUGAUACUUCACAAAUGUGAUUCAGGCCUUGGUGGCUGGUGCCAUGUGUCUAAGUGACUAUAGAUAUAUUGCAGCAUAUUAUUUUUUUUUCACAACCAUAUGUCAGGAGCUAAGUAGCUUUGAAAUAGAGAUUUGUGUCUAUGAAAUAUGCUAUUCUGAUAUUCAAAAUCAAAUUAAAUUUAAAGAUCCAUUAUUAACAUUGGUUUAAUUAGAAAAUAAUAACAAAGUAGCCAAUAGCCAUACAAUCUUCCUGCAUCUAAGAUGCCUAACAGACCAAUCCUUGUGGAAUUUGAACUUUUAAUCACUGAAAUAGAUCCAAAGUUUAAUUUGUGAAAAAUGGGUAUAAUAAAUUGAUUUCCUUAGUGCUGUUGGGUAUGAAAUUUAAUGCUAGAUUCCCUGUUUAUUUUUUCUCCCCUAGAAAUAAUGUUAUAUCCUGGGGAAUAGUGUCUUCCAUACUAAAUUUUGGAACUGUGUCCAAUAUAGUACAAAGAAAAACAAAUUCAUGCACAUAUUUUAGAUUUUGUUUUCUUGAAUGAGAGUUCAAUACAGAUUGGAUAAUUUAAAAAAAAUAAGAAAAGAAACUUUAUGUGACAGCUAACAGUAGCCUAGUGAAAAGCAGAGCACUAAGAUUUUUAUUCAAAUGACUUGUCCAUCAGUGAUCAAAAGUGGUUUAAAAAAUGUUUGAAACAAGAUCUCUAUAGUGCCCUGUUCUUUUAAAAGGGGCCAGUGGCCUUCUGUUGAUUUCCCUAAGGGAGUUUAUUUGAGGAUCAUCUAUUCCCAGACAAAAAUUCAGUUGUUCAGUCAUAAUACAAAUUAAAACAUCAAUCUUUAAAAAUAAAACAUAUUUUUGAACAUUCUUCUAAAAGCUCUAAAAACACUAAGAGUUUGAUACACUAAAGAUAUGCUCUGAUUAAUUGUAUCUAAAACUCCAAUAUCUUAUCUCUAACCUAUAUCAGUUGUUUUCAUUUGGGCAUCUGUGGUAAAUUUAACUUUUGUUUGCCAAAGAAGUAUUUCAUGCUAGUUUGUCUGACUAGUAUAAUACAUACCUCUAGUAUUUCAAGAUAAGCAUAGUAAUCAGAUUAUGGACCACUGCAUAUCAUUCUUUGAGGGGGAGGAAAUGCAUUCAUCUUAUGUUGUUCUGAAUUUAAAACAGAAUAAUAAAAUAAUGCUACUGAAACUUUCAAAGCUAGUUUUUAAUGUAUCAACAGGAAAUUCAGGUUUAUGUUUCCUUGAUUGAAAAUCAGGCAUUCUUCUUUCUACUAUGAAAAACAUAAAUCAUAAUGCAUUACUUAGUAAUAAUUGAAGUAUCUUUUUCUAGAUGAUUUAUGCAUAAGAAUUCUUAACUAGAGCAACACUAGCCCAACUUAAUAUGAUUAAGCAUUAAAAUGUAAAUUACUGUGAUAGAUUUGUAAAUACACUCUCUUCAAGACAUCUUGUUUUGAGAAUAUUUCUAUACAAAAACCUGACCACUUCAUUUUUUCAUUAUCUUAGAGCUUUUAGUUUAUUCUAACUUAACCGCUAAGGAGGCCUCCUUAAAUACUUGCUGGAAAUUCCAAGAAUAAAAUAUUUUAUUUUUUCCUCUGAAGUGAUGGAUUUUUUAAAGUUACAUUUUUAAAAACAGCUUUGUAUUUCUUUGAGAAUCACAAUAUUCUCACUAUUCCAAUGCAGAAACAAGUUUACCAUCUUAUUAGCUGAUAUAUACUUAAAGGUGACAUGAUAAAAUGGCCAAUUGAGAAUUCUCCUUGGCAAGGAAAAGAAAUUUAUUUUAUUUCUGAGGAAACCUAUUUUAUUUUAUCUCUAGAAGCAGGAUAGCAUGCUCCCUUAGGCUUUGUACAUAAUACAACUAAAUGGUACUAAUGCAUAUAACUACACUACAGCCUACAAACUAAAAUGCUUGGAGAUGAUUAGUAACAUUUUUAUAUGCAAUUAAGAAUUAGACUUGCAAGGAUUUAAGAUAUUUUCUUCUUCCACUCACCUUACCACAGAGGCCUGGAUUAUCACUACUUUCACUAUUUGCAUUACAAAAUAUCAGGUUCAAACUGAUUUACACAACAAAUUUUAAGAACCUUUAAUAACCCAGGAUUUUUAAUUUUUGUAUAAUAAAAGUAUUUUCUAAGAGCACAUUUUGGAAGGCAUUAUGACAUUCAUUUGUAGUGUAUACAUUUAUUUCUGGAAUACAUUAACUGUACCCUUUUUUUGUUGACUCCCAAAGCUGCUACUGUGUUGAAUAACUAUUGAGCUUGAACCCUGUGACUGCUUAGAAGUGUAAAUGUAUUUCUUCUUCAUUGUCUUAACCAAAAACAUUUUGUAAAAUGAAAAAAAAAAAAAGCUGUACUAGAUGUUUAAAUUAAAGCUAAUGAUGCAACUUAUUGUUCAUGUUUGUUAAACUUUUUGGGUAGUUCAUCUAUCAAUAAAAAACCAAAAGCAAAGCAAUUAAUAACAUGAAA